Empidonax traillii (willow flycatcher) is the source of this 1761-nucleotide messenger RNA. RefSeq names its product neural EGFL like 1 (gene NELL1). The transcript is spliced from 15 exons. Gene Ontology annotation, molecular function: protein binding; calcium ion binding. Bases 88 to 1710 code for a protein of 540 amino acids. Lineage: Eukaryota; Metazoa; Chordata; Aves; Passeriformes; Tyrannidae. The record is from RefSeq and is a predicted model, not a curated record.
CGGUGCGGCCCCGCAGCCGCCGCCGGCAGGGAGGGAAAGGAGGGAGCGAGCGAGGCGGGCGCCGCCGCCGCUCCCCGCGCCGCGCCCAUGGGUCCCCUCCUGCUUCUCUGGGCGUGUGCGGCCGCCGCCGGGGCAGCUGUAGGGUUUGGAAUGGAUCCUGACUUACAAAUUGAUAUCAUCACAGAACUGGAUCUUGUGAAUACAACCUUUGGGGUAACACAGGUUUCAGGACUACACAAUGCCAGCAAAGCAUUUUUAUUCCAAGAUGUAGAAAGAGAAAUCCACGCAGCACCCCACGUGAGUGAGAAGUUAAUUCAGCUCUUCUGGAAUAAAAGUGAGUUCACGUUUGUGGCCACUCUGCAGCAAAAGGCAUCGACUUCUGGAGUUAUCCUGUCCAUCCGAGACUUAGAGCACAGCUAUUUUGAACUGGAGAGCAGUGGCCUGAGGGAUGAGAUCAGGUACCACUACAGGUUUAAUGGGAAGUCAAGAACAGAGGUGUUCCCGUACCGCCUGGCAGAUGGACAGUGGCACAAGAUUGCUGUGUCACUUAGUGCAUCCCAUCUUCUGCUCCACGUGGACUGCAACAGGAUUUAUGAACGUGUCAUUGAUCCCCCAGAAACGAAUCUGACACCUGAAAGCAGUUUAUGGCUCGGACAGAGAAACAGGAAACACGGUUUCUUCAAGGGUGUUAUUCAAGAUGUGAAAGUCAUCUUUAUACCUAAUGGAUAUAUAACUACUUUACGAGGGGAAGCAAAUAACGCAUUAAAUUAUGCAGAAACAAGACUGAGUCAGUUGGAAGACUGUCACUGUGAGAAGACUUGCCAAGUAAAUGGACUGAUCUAUAGAGACAAAGACUCAUGGGUUGAAGAUGAUCACUGCAGGAACUGCACGUGCAAAAGCGGAGUCGUGGAGUGCCGAAGGAUGUCCUGUCCCCCUCUCGAGUGUCCUCCUGAUGCUCUCCCAGUGCACGUGGAGAGUCAGUGCUGCAAAGUGUGCAAGGCCAAGUGUAUCUAUGGAGGCAAAGUGCUAGCAGAAGGUCAACGGGUAUUAACCAAGAGCUGCAGGGAAUGCCGAAAUGGAGUUUUGGUAAAAGUGACAGAGACUUGUCCACCUUUGAACUGCUCAGAAGAUGAUCACGUUCUUCCAGAGAACCAGUGUUGCAGUGUUUGUAGAGGCCAUAACUUCUGUGCAGAGGGGCACAGAUGUGGUGAAAACUCAGAGUGCAAAAACUGGAACACAAAAGCUACUUGUGAAUGCAAGAAUGGUUAUCUCUCUGUCCAAGGAGACUCCGCGUAUUGUGAAGAUAUUGACGAGUGUGCCGCCAAGAUGCAUUACUGUCACGCCAACACCGUGUGCGUUAACUUGCCCGGAUCCUAUCGCUGUGACUGCGUCGCUGGCUAUGUCCGUGUGGAUGAUUUCUCCUGCACAGAGCACGAUGAAUGUGGCAGUGGCCAGCACAACUGUGAUGAGAAUGCAAUCUGCACUAACACCGUCAGGGGACACAGCUGCACCUGCAAACCUGGCUACGUGGGGAACGGGACCAUCUGCCGAGCAUUCUGUGAAGAAGGGUGCAGAUAUGGUGGAACUUGUGUAGCCCCUAACAAAUGUGUCUGCCCUUCUGGAUUCACGGGAAGUCACUGUGAGAAAGGUAAAGUUUUACUGAAAAACACCUUCUUUGGUAAUGAGAAAUAUGACAUACUGAAGAAGUAAUUGCUUUCCAUUCAUCCAUUCUGCUUGAUAUUCUCUCUCCAUUGAAGAUGU